Molecule: messenger RNA, 3810 nt
Organism: Trypanosoma rangeli
Lineage: Eukaryota; Euglenozoa; Kinetoplastea; Trypanosomatida; Trypanosomatidae
Product: putative mitochondrial DNA-directed RNA polymerase
Exons: 1
Coding region: 1-3810 (1269 amino acids)
Biological process (GO): mitochondrial transcription
Cellular component (GO): mitochondrial DNA-directed RNA polymerase complex
Molecular function (GO): DNA-directed RNA polymerase activity; DNA binding
Source: RefSeq, a predicted model, not a curated record
AUGUGGCGGUUGUUGAGGUGGGCACUGACGCAGAAAGGCAACGUGCCUCGUCGCUGGGCGCGGUGUGGUGCGGAGGCGGCCACAGAUGCCAUGCCGCCACCUGUGCGACAGUCAAAGAAGCCGCGGGUGCUGCACACAGAGGAGGGGGCGGUGGCACCCCCACCCACCACAGAGGCUCUCUACAAGAAAAACAACCGUGCGGCAGCUGCCGCUAAUAAUAAUAAUAAUACUACUAAUGACACCCACGAUUUACGUGGCGUUGAGGGAGGCUUCGACGGGGUGCCGCAGGAAAGCAUUGAUGCUACGACGCACAUGUUCACGCCAACCCUAGAUAUGGAGGAGGACUGGGCUCCGGUCAUGGCCCCAACGAGCAGCAGCUCUAAUGAAGGUGUUCUUUCGUCUAUUGACAUGAUAUGCGAUGACUUUUUUUCGUGCAAAACGGAUGUCUUGAAGUCAUUCGCACGGACCCGCGCAGUGAGUGGAGCAACGAAGUCGGAGCUUGUGAUGAAUCUCAUUGACCUUGCCAACCGUGAGGCGCACGGCGAGAGCCACGACCUCAGCAUCACCAAAAGGGUUCUUGGCGAUGUCUUCAACGAGGAGGUGCGUGUGAGCGGUGUGCGGUCGCAGUGGACAAACAAGUCGCUUGAGGCCUCACACGUGGAGAUGGCGUGUGACGGUCAUCUUAAGUUUGAGGUGAUGAGCUAUACACAAAAGACGCUGAUGGUGCGUCGCAACGCCUCUGAAUCUGGGCGGGUGUUGCGGAAACUCAUCCGCCCCUUUCAGCAAGACUACCAGCGCACUGCGGAGGCAGCUGUAGGUGGGGUGUUUCGGAAUUUUAAAGCGGAGGCGGAUCAACUUGUGGAAGAGCUGCCCGCUGUGGAGGUGGUGGGUCCCUUCACCUCUUUCCUUGUCUCCUACGUGCGCUACGCGACCUCGGGAAAUCUGCUGACACGCACAAAUGUGAUCGAGCGCCUGGAGCAGCUUGGGCUGGUGCAGAUGGCGGUGGAGGACUGCGGUGACGCAACUCUGCAGCGUCUGAUGGCGUUACUCGACGAUGUAGUCGCAGAGGUGGAGCGGCGAGCGGGGUGCUUUGGUGACAAGCGUACCUCGUGGGGCACAGAGACACCAGAGGUGUUGCGUAGCUCCGUUCACGCGUUUGCAGACAGCUGGGCGCAGCAGCCACACGGUGAGGUGGGCGAGGGGGCCCCCGCCUGGGUUCACGACUUAGUACGCAUGUUUAACAACUGGGAUGCCAUUGUUCGUACAGACAUUCCAAUGCUUGAGGAUGUGCCACGGUACAUCUUUGAUUGCAUUCUUAACGGGGUGGUGUGCUUCCAUCUGCUGCAGAAGGUGUACGGCGAUAUAAUUGUCCCUACAGAUGUUCCGUUGCCUGUGCGAACUGCAGUGCGGCGAGCGAUGGAGGCACACUUUAAGGAUGAGGAAAAGGCGGCGCAAGCCUUGGCGAAACUCUUUGCGUACGUACAGGCUCCUGGUGACUCCGGUGUUGUGAAGGCUGAGUUUUUUCCAGCCGUCCUCUCCCAAAUGCAAGGCGCCUUUCAUGACACGGAGCAGAGCGCUUUGCACAACGCCCGGGUGGCUCUCGUCCUGCGUGAAGUGUGCACAACCGCCUCACGGUGUACCCGCACCUGUGGUCUUUUUCACAUGCUCGUGAAGAUCACGGAGGAUCUUCGCUUUCACUUCCGGUUUAACACCAUCUUCAAGAAGCUCAGCGGAAGGGAUCGCACCACGAUUCGCACCAGGUACAGCAUCAACAUGGUGAAGACGUGUGAGUACUUUGAGCAGGAGUUUGCGGUGACGCCUAUUUCCACGAAGGCGGUGGGUUUUCUGGUGAUUCAACUGCUGCACAUGUCCAUGCGUGGGGCGGGCAGCAGUCGCCCCAUACUGGAGCGAUUUACCAGCGUGACCCGCCUCGAGGAGUUUUCUAUUGUGGGCAUGUCUAACAUGGAGGCGACGCAGAUUCGAGAUCUGCGGGUUGCCUUUCCCCCGCAACUUUCCUACAACUCCUGGCUGCAUCAGUCGGACACGAAGGAAAAGUCGGUGUACAACGUGCUUCCGUCUGUCGCGGUGAAAGGGUCCACCAACCAGGCGAUGAUUAUCUCGCAGGCCCCGAUGAUGAAGGCCCUCGACGCGAUCUCCCGCGUGCCAUGGCGCAUUAGUAAAUACAUGCUGCAUGUGCAGGAGGCCAUUGUGAGGGAGGGCUACGGCUUUGGAAAGAUCCGCCCCGCCUUCUACCCUCUGCACUACUGUGCCAAGAGUCGCGGGGAUAUUUCCUACGAUACUACCGAGAAUGUAGAUGGCAGUGCCGAUUGCGAGGUCUACAACCUACAGCAACGUCGUGAGUACGAGACACAGCAAGAUGAGGAUUGGAAGAGUCUGUCAGAGCAGCGCAGUAACCGCAUUCACUACCUGCAGGCGCUUCGGCAGGCCCGCUCACUCGUGCAGUUCUCACAUAUUUACUUUCCGAAUAGCAUGGACUUCCGUGGACGCAUGUAUCCACUGCCGGGGCGGCUGAAUCACACGGGGUCAGAUCCAUUCCGGGCCCUACUAGAGUAUGCAGAGCCUAAGCCACUCGGCGAGACUGGACUGUAUUGGCUGAAGGUGCAUUUAGCGAAUAAGAUGGGGAUGAGCAAGCUCUCCUUUGAUGAGCGUGUGCAUUAUGUGAAUGAGCACAUUGAGGACGUUGUGCGAAGCGCGGAGUCACCGUUCCACGGCGACAAGUGGUGGCAGGAGGCUGCGGAGCCUAUGCAAUGCCUCAUGGCCUGCAAGGAGUUAGCGGACGCGCUCAAAUGUUCACAGGGGGCGACAAACUUUCUCUCACGUAUUCCGGUUGCCGUGGACGGCAGCUACAACGGCCUGCAGCACUACUCGGCCAUUGGUCGUGACGCCUUUGGCGCACAAUUGGUCAACCUGGUGCCGAGUGAACGACCGGCCGACGCCUACACUGGGAUUUUGAGGGAAAUGAUGCGGUCCAUCACGGCGGACGCAGAAAAGGACAGCCCCGUGGCGCAGCGCUGCCUUGGCACGGGGAAGGGGCAGGACUGCAACCACGUCAAGCGGAAGACGAUUAAGCGGCCUAUUAUGACCCAGGUGUACGGCGUUACCGGCUAUGGCAUGUCGGAGCAGAUCCUCGAUGAGCUGGUGAAGCAGAACAAGAAUCACGGGCUGUGGACCUCGACCGACAUGCGGGAGAUGGCAGACUACCUGCGGGAGAAGGUGCUGGAGUCACUUGGCAUCACCUUUCGUGAGACACAGAACUGUCGACGCUGGAUCACGGAUGUGACGAACCUGAUAUGGGAGUCGCAACCCGCGGAGCUGCGCACGGCGCUGUGCUGGACCACGCCGCUUGGUCUCGUAGUGCGGCAGCCGUACAAGGUGCGGAAGGAGAUGACGCUUUUCACACCACACGGGUGCUCACGUGUGCCAGGCGACGCCUUUUCUGCGGCAAGCCGAAAGCAGCUGACAGCUAUCGCCCCAAACUUGAUUCACUCGCUUGACGCGACGCACCUUGCGAUGACGGCGAUUGAGAUGCAAAACAUUGGCCUCUCCAUGAUGGCCGUGCACGACAGCUACUGGACGUACGCCUGCGACCUCCCCGUGCUGAGCAAAGUGCUGCGCCAGCAGUUUGUGACACUCUAUAGCAAAUACGACCCGCUUUGGGAGCUGAAGGAGCAGUGGGAGGAGGCGUACUUUAUGGAUCUCAGACGACACGGCACGCUCCUGCCGGAUCCACCGAAGCGUGGGGACCUCGACUUGAGCGUGGUGCUAGACUCGCCGUACUUUUUCUCCUAA